AUUAUAUGUUAAUAUAUAAUGAAAUUAUUGAUUCACCAACUCUGGUCACAUAGAAGCAUAACUGGCAGUCAAAUUACUGUAUCUUAAAUUUCAUGAAAAUUUCAUAAUCUUUUUUCUAGUGACAUAAUUUUAAAAUUUGUUUUACUAUCAACUGAUUCUGUUUUCCACUACGUUUAAUUGCUUGUCAUUGAAAUCUUAGUCGAACUUCACAUUAAAAUGGCGAAAAAAACAGAACCAUUUCGCCCAUUGAGCGACUCAUUGUACGCUGCUAUCAUGGAAGUUGCUAGCACUUCGAAGGUUGUGACUGAAGAGGACUUGCAAAAAAUCUUUCCUGAUAAAUGCGUCGAUCUAAAAGCUUUUAGAAAAGAUAGUUUAGCUGGUAGCAUUGCAAAUACUCAAGCAGUAAGUGAAAACAGUUAUUCUAGUUCAUCAGUGGUUAGUCCGGAGAUAGUAUCUGGAAAAGAGCUUUCUCAUCUAUCAGCAUUUUUGGAGUUAGAAACGGAUUUGAUUAAGGAACGACAUCAAGAGGAAGAAAAAAAACCGGUAUCACGUUUAGUAUUGUGUGAAACACAACCGAUUGUUGAAGAACGCCAGUCUUCUGUAACAGAUCUGACAGAGGUUUUGAUUACUGAACCAGAAAACUCAGAACUAGCAUACAGGAAACCAAAAAUUAAAGAUUCAAUAUUUACUCAGUCACUUAGUAUUGAGUCAGAAAUCAGUGAAUCUGAAGAAUCUCAAUCAGAAGUAUGUGCGGAUGUAGAAGAGGAUGAAGAUGAAGAUGAGGAUGUAAAUGAAGUCAUUCAAGCCAGACCGUAUAUAUGCCCUUCUUGUUUUAACACAUCAAUACGAUUUGGAGAAGACUUGAGCAUUUAUAGAGAUCAAAUUAAUAAUACCUAUUACAGAAGACUUCAGGAAAUUAGAGAACAUGGCAAUAAUGACAUAGAUCUAAGGUUGAAAACUUAUGAAGAAUGGACUACAACUCUGCGUGAUCUAAACAAGAAAAUGGAUGACAAUAAUCGGGAAUUUGAAAGGGACUUAGUGGAAUGCUUAAAAACAGCUGGAACAAGAACCAAAACGACCACUUUACCAACCGAUAAAUGCACCCAAUAUCGCAACGACUUGGAAAAGUUAAUUAAAGUGAUUAGAAAUGCUUAUGACCACGAUGUCUGGUCUCUUAGCGGUGUGUGCUUUGAAACUAUGGCCAGAAACAACAUUCUGAGUGGUCUCACACGCAAUGGUAGCGCAUCAUGUAGCUCUGAUGACAAAUCGGAAAAAAACAAAUAAGUCAAAUUAUUAGUCUAAAUCCUUAAAUUCAUUCAUUUAGUUAUAAACAUACUUCUAUCUUAUUUAUAUUUUUUUGAAGCAAAGAUUUUAUAUGCAA
This is a messenger RNA of Teleopsis dalmanni, 1381 nucleotides long. RefSeq lists its product as uncharacterized. The transcript is spliced from 5 exons. Lineage: Eukaryota; Metazoa; Arthropoda; Insecta; Diptera; Diopsidae. The coding region runs from base 217 to 1284 and encodes 355 amino acids. The record is from RefSeq and is a predicted model, not a curated record.